AUGGACUUGAAAAUUCGACUAGCCCUUUUUGCAUCUCACUUUUAUUUCAGUGUAAGCUUCCCUAUCCAGGUGAACACUGAACAAAGCUAUGAAGCAUCACACAAAGGAUAUAAUUCUGGCCCCAUUGAAAUCAAUGGCAAUAUUCCCAAUGACUUCAGUAGGGUCAGAAUUUCCCGCGACAUUGAGAAGAACAUGCCAGGAGUUGCCUUCCCAGAGAGUGAGGAAGAAUCCAUUUUUAGUUUAAUUUUAAAAUCCAAUAAAGGCAGCAAAACCCGUUUAUAUGAAGGUGACAUUACCCCAAAAAGACAUCGCAAUGCCAUAGUCUGUCCAUUUAACUGGUGCUUUUGGCCCAAAUCAUCGAAUGGACUCGUCAUCAUCCCCUAUGUCAUCUCUUCUUCCUACACUCGUGAGGAGAAAGCUCUGAUUGUUGGUGCCAUCCAAGAAUACGAGACCUUGACUUGUAUUCACUUUGUAGACCGCACAACGGAAACUGACUAUAUAUAUAUUUCUCCUAAGGAUGGCUGCUGGUCUUACUUUGGAAAGGUUGGGGGCUCCCAGGUGGUGUCGGUGCGCAAAGGGGGUUGCAUGAGAAAAGGAAUCAUUCAGCAUGAACUAAACCAUGCACUGGGGAUGCUGCAUGAACAGAACAGGAACGACAGGGACAAAUAUGUAGUGAUUUCAUGGCAGUACAUUAGUCCAGGUGAUUUUUAUCACUUUAAACCAACCAGAGCUAAUAACCUGGGCCUCAAGUAUGACUAUUCCUCCGUGAUGCACUAUCACAGAUUUGCUUUCUCCAAUACGUCUGGAAAGGCAACCAUUACACCAUUCCCUGAUAGCACAGUGCCCAUUGGACAGAGGUUUGGACUGAGUAACCUAGAUGUGGCCAAAAUCAAUAAGUUAUAUGAAUGUGAGAUCCAUAGUACUUUGCUCUCUAAUUUGACUGGAAGUUUUUCCUCUACUAUCUACCGGUCAUCAUACCCAAAGAAUACCAACUCUGUAUGGCUGAUUCGUAUCCCAGCAAACAAAAUUUUCCUGCAGUUUAAUUCCUUAUAUAUCCAGUCCUCCUCAGACUGUGCUUCCAACCAUAUUCUGGUUUACGACGGAGGCAGCAGGAGAGACACUGUUUUUCUGAACAAAUUGUGUCGACCAAAGCAGCUCCCCUCAGUAGUGUCUUCUGGGAACAUGAUGCUUGUGGAGUUGGUCAGUGAUGGCACCACAUUGCCCAAAUUUAAGGCUUCUUACAGUUCUGUGCAAUGUGGCAAGACUUUUACUGCCAUGAAUGGGAAAUUUGAGUCUCCACUGUAUCCUUCUCACUAUCCUCCACUAACAGACUGUGCCUGGAUAAUGAUAGCGCCAGAAGGAUCCAAGAUAUCAUUGACUAUAUUGUCCUUCCUUCUGGAGGAUUCGUUUCAAUGCCAACAUGACUACCUGGUUAUUUACGAUGGAGGUACAACCACAGCCCAUUCUGAGGGUAAAUACUGUGCGAAUGACAUAGUUCCAGGCUUCAUCUCCUCUGGGAACUCAGUGCUUGUCCAGUUCCACAGUGACUACUUCCUGCAGUAUCUUGGAUUCCAGGCUGAAUACUCAUUCAGUAAGUAUGAAGGCAGUAAGGAAUGCAGUGUAAUCUAG
Emys orbicularis (European pond turtle) is the source of this 1629-nucleotide messenger RNA. RefSeq names its product astacin-like metalloendopeptidase. Gene Ontology annotation, biological process: proteolysis. Gene Ontology annotation, molecular function: zinc ion binding; metalloendopeptidase activity. The transcript has 13 exons. Lineage: Eukaryota; Metazoa; Chordata; Testudines; Emydidae. The record is from RefSeq and is a predicted model, not a curated record. Bases 1 to 1629 code for a protein of 542 amino acids.